GCACCGUAAGCUACGCAAAGCUACCACAAAGCUACCACAAAGCUAACGUAAAGCUACCACAAAGCUACCACAAAGCUACCGUAAAGCUACCACAAAGCUACCACAAAGCUACCACAAAGCUAACGUAAAGCUAACGUAAAGCUACCACAAAUCACAGUUUUUUCUCUUUUUCAUCAAACUAAAGUUUUUGCAAGUUCCCGCAAUUUCAUCACAUAAAAUCGCAUAAAUAUCAUACAGCAUAUUCCAUCGCACUUUUUAAGAAAACGUGGCAGCACAAUUAAGGAUUUUUGCACAAGAAAAACUACCCUCCUCCCCAGUGCUGCCAUUUGUUGAAAGAAAAUAUAGGUCCGCGGUUCAAGGCCAGACCUAAACCGAGGUCUCAGAAAAUCCACUCAGACUCAGAUGUGGAAAGAGAGAGUUUAAUGUGCUGCGAAAGGAAUUCUGGGAGUUAUUUGGGACACUAUAGACUGCACGUACACCGAGCAGAACGGUGAUGAGUGACUUUGUUCAGUGUGGGGGGCAAGAAACUGUCCCGGUAUCUCCCACCAGAGGGCUGGACGUUUGGGACCAGGAUGGGACCAGGAUGUGACCAGGACGGGACAAGAAUGGGACCAGGAUGGGACCAAGAUGGGACCAGGAUGGGACCAAGAUGGGACCAGGAUGGGACCAGGAUGGGACAAGAAUGGGACCAGGAUGGGACCAGGACGGGACAAGAAUGGGACCAGGAUGGGACCAGGACGGGACAAGAAUGGGACCAGGAUGGGACCAGGAUGUGAGGGGUCUGCAGAGAGUUUGAGUCCCACCAAUGUCAUGCAUGUAAAACAGCAGCAGUCCCUUUGUCCUACUGGUGUCCUGCUGGUGUCCUGCUGGUGUCCUACUGGUGUACUGGUGUUCUACUGGUGUCCUACUGGUGUCCUACUGGUGUUCUACUGGUGUCCUACUGGUGUUCUACUGGUGUUCUACUGGUGUCCUGCUGGUGUCCUGCUGGUGUCCUGCUGGUGUUCUACUGGUGUUCUACUGGUGUCCUACUGGUGUCCUGCUGGUGUCCUACUGGUGUCCUGCUGGUGUUCUACUGGUGUCCUGCUGGUGUCCUACUGGUGUUCUACUGGUGUUCUACUGGUGUCCUGCUGGUGUCCUGCUGGUGUCCUGCUGGUGUCCUGCUGGUGUUCUACUGGUGUUCUACUGGUGUCCUACUGGUGUCCUGCUGGUGUUCUGCUGGUGUCCUACUGGUGUUCUACUGGUGUCCUACUGGUGUUCUACUGGUGUCCUACUGGUGUCCUACUGGUGUCCUACUGGUGUUCUACUGGUGUCCUACUGGUGUCCUGCUGGUGCCCUACUGGUGUCCUGCUGGUGUUCUACUGCGCCGCUAUGUGGCGGCAGAUUUAG
Messenger RNA from Perca fluviatilis (European perch), 1386 nucleotides. RefSeq lists its product as uncharacterized. The transcript has 3 exons. The coding region runs from base 628 to 1386 and encodes 252 amino acids. The record is from RefSeq and is a predicted model, not a curated record. NCBI's taxonomy places the organism in Eukaryota, Metazoa, Chordata, Actinopteri, Perciformes, Percidae.